Moesziomyces aphidis is the source of this 687-nucleotide messenger RNA. Lineage: Eukaryota; Fungi; Basidiomycota; Ustilaginomycetes; Ustilaginales; Ustilaginaceae. The record is from the annotation of a GenBank genome assembly.
AUGGCCGAGAGCGAACGAGCAACGACCAGCAACGACUCGCCGAAUCCGUAUCUGACACGGCCCAGCACAUCGACGACAGGGGCAACGACAGCGUCGUCCUCCUCCUCAUCCUCCUCCUCGGCCACGACAAGCAAAGGCGCCGAGGCCAAACACGAGACGCGGCUGUACGUGGGCAACCUGCAUACCACGGUGGACGAGUAUACGCUCAUCCAGACGUUCGCCAAGUACGGCAAGAUUGCGAAGCUCGACUUUCUGUUCCACAAGAGCGGGCCGCAGCGCGGGCAGCCGCGAGGCUAUGCGUUUGUCGAGUAUGCGCAUGCGGACGAGGCGUUGCGCGCGCUCGCAGCCACGCACGGCAAGACGCUGCGAGGACGCAGGAUCGCGGUCAGCUUUGCCUCCAAGACUGCCGAUGCGGACCAGCACGCAGCCGCGGCGGGUGUAGGCGCGCAUCGACGCGACCGAAGAGCUGGGCACGAUGGCCAAGCCGCCAGGACGACGCAGCUGAGCCUGAGCAAGAACGCAAAGCAGCCGCACUCGACCGACGCCAAGAUCGCCGCCAUGGAGGCCAAGCUCGCCCACCUGCGUAAGGCCAAGUCGACUGAACCGUCAGGUCCGCCGGCCACGGGCAAAGCUUCAUUACCUCCCAAGCCGGCUUUUACCGCUCGCAAGCAUCAACAUCGACCGUGA